CUUAAAAGCCGCGCAUGCGCGUUCUUCGGCCCUGGACCGCAAGACGAGCUGUGGCCGUUAUUGCCGUCUGUUAUGAGUGCCAAAGUGGACCGGGAGGUCCUGGCAGUAGGCAGAGAUAGUCCUGCUGACUCUGUCCCUGUUCCCACCCAUGACUCUCAUUCGUCCAAUGAGAGCCUGGCACAGAAGCCCCACCCACAGACUACUACUGCACUUAUUGUCCCAGCUGUCUCUCAUGCUGUGGAAAAGGCGAGCCUGACACACAGCACUCUGGAGACGCCCAAAGGGGCCUGCGACCCACAGAGCUCCACCCUGCUGCCCCAGGUGGGGGUCGACCCACAGAGCUCCACCCUGCUGCCCCAGGUGGGGGUCGACCCACAGAGCUCCACCCUGCUGCCCCAGGUAGGGGUCAACCCACAGAGCUCCACCCUGCUGCCCCAGGUAGGGGUCAACCCACAGAGCUCCACCCUGCUGCCCCAGGUGGGGGUCGACCCACAGAGCUCCACCCUGCUGCCCCAGGUGGGGGUCGACCCACAGAGCUCCACCCUGCUGCCCCAGGUGGGGGGCACAUGCAACAUCGUCCAUGUUCUGGAGUGGAAGGAGGGCGUGGCUCUCCUCCCAGGUAGCAACCUGAAGUUUCGAAUGAGAGACUGUGGCACCCUGGAAGUUGUCAGUGAUGAAAAGGUCACCUGUGUUGGCCCUGCUCCUGAGGACACCAUGGGGAAGCAGGACCUGGAGCAGAGGCCCAGCCAGAAAGCAGAUGUAGGUGGUGGUGUGGCUGACGCUGUGUGGGGAAUGGCGGGUGAUCGGAAGCCUGAGGGCAGCCCCGGCUGCUGUGGAGGCUCAGAGCGCAGCGCCCUGAGGCCUCACACACAGGAAGUACACACACAGCCAGGACCAGAGAGGUGUGACAGGGGAGAAAAGGGCCCACAGAGCCAGGGAGUGGUGGUGGAUCCAGAGCUGCUGAAGCCAGUGAAGAAGAGGAAAAGGAAAGACUACCUGUGCCCUUCAGAGGAGGAGUCAGAGGCAGAGGGCGGGGAGGAGAAAGCUGAGGACCUGAAGACUGAUGGCCUAGCAGAUGAGAGAGCACAGAGCAGGCCAGGGGUCACCGAGAGUAAGAAGGAGAUGUUGACAACAUGGGCUCAAUAUCUUGAGGAACAGAAGUCUAUUGCUGCGCCACAAAAACUCUUCCAAGAGUCUCAGAGGGUCCCACAGCACAGAAGCAACUUCCGGCAGGGAAUGAAACUGGAAGGAAUUGACCCCCAGCAUCCCUCCAUGUACUUUGUUCUGACUGUAGCUGAGGUCUGUGGUUGCAGGAUGCGUCUUCACUUUGAUGGGUACUCUGACUGCCAUGACUUUUGGGUAAAUGUCAACUGCCCAGAGAUCCACCCAGCCAACUGGUGCGAAAGGAGUGGCCACAAGCUCUACACGCCCAAAGGGUGUAAAGAGGAAGAAUUCUCCUGGGCAAGCUACUUAAGACUCACAAAGGCACAGGUUGCCCCAAAAGAGCUGUUUGUCAGCCCUGGCAAUGUGGAAGUGCCCUGCAGCUUUGAGGUGGGGAUGAAGCUGGAGGCUGUGGAUCGCAUGAAUCCCUCCCUCAUCUGCGUUGCCACGGUGACUGAUGUGGUGGAUGGCCGCUUCCUGGUCCACUUUGACAACUGGGACGACACUUAUGACUACUGGUGUGAUGCCAGCAGCCCCUACAUCCACCCCAUUGGCUGGUGCCAGGAGAGGGGCCUCCCCCUCACACCCCCUCAAGAUUACCCAGAUGCAGACAGGUUUAACUGGCAGAAGUACCUGGAGGAAACAGGUUCUACAGCGGUGGCUGCAGAGGCCUUUAAAGUGCGGCCGCCCCAUGGCUUUCAGGUGCAGAUGAAGCUGGAGGCGGUGGAUAGGCGCAAUCCAGCCUUGAUCCGGGUCGCUACUGUGGAGGAGGUGGACCCCCACAGGAUAAAGAUUCACUUUGAUGGCUGGAGCCAUGUGUACGAUGAAUGGGUGGACUCGGAUUAUCCAGACAUCCACCCUGCUGGCUGGUGUGAGCAGACAGGCCACCCCCUGAAAUGGCCUCCCUGUGACUCUAAUACCCAACAGCCCGCGCCACCCAACGGAGGAUGCAGGGAGAGGACGCGAGGGAGGGAUGUGAGGACGAUUGGAAUGAGCCUGCAGACGGAAAAAAUAAGCGAUUGGAAUGAGCCCACAGAAGACGCUGAAUUCUUGGAUAAAAUCCAACCCCUCUCUAUGAUGGACAGCUUCUCACCCCACCUUCGGUUUAGCUACUUCGGAGAAGGUCCCAGGGAGCCGUCCGCUUCAGGACAGCCCAGUUUCUCCUCCCUCACCUGUAAGGGAAUAACUCACCCCAGAAGCACCAAGUACAGCUUCCACCACAGGAAGUGCCCUACCCCAGGCUGUGAUGGCUCGGGUCAUGUGACCGGGCGUUUCACAGCACACCACUGCUUGUCUGGCUGCCCUCUGGCUGAGCGGAACCAAGGCCGCUUGAAAACUGAGCUGCCUGACACUGACAGCACUGGAAGCAAGAGAAACCUCCUGGUGUUUGGUCAACGAUCCAAGAAAUCUCGUUACCAUGGCAGGAUUGGACGGCCGCCUAAAUACAGGAAGGGCCAGCAGCGGGCAUACCAGAGCUUGUCUGCAGAGGCAGUGUACCCCUCGCUGUUCAUGUCUGCUCUGACAGUACACCCUGACCGUUCUCUGUCCCUGUGCUGGGAGCAACACUGCAAGCUUCUGCCCGGCGUGGCUGGAAUCCAUGCCAGCAAGGUGGCCAGCUGGACUGUGGAGGAGGUCUUUGGUUUUGUUCAGAACCUGACUGGCUGUGAAGAACAAGCUCGUCUGUUCAGAGAUGAGAUGAUUGAUGGAGAGGCUUUCUUGCUGCUGACUCAAACAGACAUUGUCAAGAUCAUGAGUAUCAAGCUGGGCCCAGCUCUGAAGAUCUACAACGCCAUUCUCAUGUUCAAGAGCACCGACGAAGGCCUCAAGUGACUUCUGGUGUCGCCCAAUCCUGGGGCGGAUAAUGUGCCAAACCCCGCCUCCCUCCUCCUCCUGCUAUUGCCCAAUCUUGGGGCAUAUAACAGGCCAGGCUCCUCCCUUUCCCUCCUCUGUGUGUGUAUAUUGUUCAGCUCCUGUCAGAGAGACCUCCUCUGUGUGUGUAUAUUGUUCAGCUCCUUUCAGAGAGAGAGUGAGAAUGGCACAGCCAUAUGUAAUAGGCCAGACUGGGCCAUGUUAAGUCACAUCUGUACUGAACCUGACCUACAAGUUGUGUCACACUUCUCUAUAAUAAAUGUGCAUUCAGCCCUGAUGCAGACAAAGGUAUGUUUUUGACACAAUGCAAUAGAAAAUCAGUGUUAAAAGUCCAUUUAGUACUUAUACUAUGAUAAUGUAGCCAGACAAUACAAAUACAACAUCCACAACAAUUUGUGCUUUACUUAUUUUCCUGUUCCAGCCUCAGACAGGGCUAUUUGGUUUAUUCCAGAAAAAACUGCUCUGUGGUUAGUUUCCUAGUAUGCAUUUAUGUACAUUUCUCAACUGAAUUAAAGGUACAAUAGGUCAUUUCAGACUUCUAACGGUCAAGAGUGGAAUUGCAGCAACAGGACUCUCUCCGAGGUGCACAGAGUAUUGUGUUGUGAUUCACAUUUCUUGGGUCACAGUGUCUUUCAAACAAAAAUAAAUGUACUGUUAAAGAUUUUGGGGUCAGAACUCCUAUAUUUUGAUGUCGGUGCAUCAUACCUCAGCAUUUAAUAUAUUAUAUUAUAGAUUCCCAACCCUGGCUCGUAACAGUCGCAGAGUCUGCUGGGGUCUCCAGCCCUGGUCUGUAGGAGUCAUGGGGUCUACUGAGGUCCCCAACCCUGAAACUGGGGUCCCUAACCCAGAAACAGAAACAGAUUGCCAUUGGAGUCUGUUAUUGGCGUUUGUCAACAUGAUGACCAGAGUUGUGUCAAUGAAAGUCGAGGAAGGCUAGACAUUAUGAGGCUGAGAAAUAAGAAUAAAAAUAAGAGCGAAACCUUAAGCCCGGUCUACAUCAAAGAGUCGACUUGAGACGAGAUGGGAGAAAACUCAGAAUAUCCCAAUUAAAAUCUCAAAAACAUUCGAGUAAAAACUAGGCAGUCCACACCAAAGCGCCAAGUAAACAAAUAAACAAAUGUUUCCAACAA
Messenger RNA from Conger conger (European conger), 4160 nucleotides. RefSeq names its product L3MBTL histone methyl-lysine binding protein 1 (gene l3mbtl1). Gene Ontology annotation, molecular function: protein binding; zinc ion binding. The record is from RefSeq and is a predicted model, not a curated record. Gene Ontology annotation, biological process: regulation of DNA-templated transcription. The transcript has 23 exons. Gene Ontology annotation, cellular component: nucleus. Lineage: Eukaryota; Metazoa; Chordata; Actinopteri; Anguilliformes; Congridae. Bases 73 to 2991 code for a protein of 972 amino acids.